Molecule: messenger RNA, 5355 nt
Organism: Daldinia decipiens
Lineage: Eukaryota; Fungi; Ascomycota; Sordariomycetes; Xylariales; Hypoxylaceae
Exons: 1
Coding region: 148-5013 (1621 amino acids)
Biological process (GO): deadenylation-independent decapping of nuclear-transcribed mRNA
Cellular component (GO): P-body
Molecular function (GO): protein binding
Source: RefSeq, a predicted model, not a curated record
UCUCUCGCGCUUGUCAUUAGCGACAGUUUUAAUAAUUCGACCGCGCUUUAGGAAUUGUCUUUCAUCGGAAGACAGAUCUUAGUUAACAAUACACACAUACCUCAUCGGUACUAAGGCAGCUCCACAACUUCGCACCCCUCGCGCAUCAUGGCGGGUUAUAACCCGCCGGGUGGCAGCGAUGCAAACGGCUUACACGCAAUGCUUCUUCGUUUGCAAGCUCAGCGCAACGCGCAGAAAAGUGAUGAUUCUUCCAAUGCCGCUAAUGAGCUCCUUUCACGGUUUUCGUCAUACAAUCAAGGCAUAGACUCCCAGGAUUACUACAGUCAUAGCCAUUCUGCUACAGAAUCUCCUCUGAUAGGUCUGGACGAAUUUCCUCCGCCUGCUCCGACACCCCCCAGUAACUCGAGCAACUUUGGGCAUUCGCACCAUCCUACUGGGCCAAUGGGUCUGGGCUCAAUUGGCACCAUGCCCUCAAACGCUCCUAGCAAAGCCGACCAGAGCUCACACCUCUUGAACCUCCUCAAGUUCAGCGGACAGAACGCUCAAUCAGUAUCGCAAACCUCGCCGCCUGGUCACACACAAGCGCAAGCGCCCUCGUUCGACAUGUCCUCAAGUAUAACUCAGUCCAACAACCCACCGCCUAUUCACGCUCCAGUGCCGAUGCCUGCUGAUCCCCAGGGUCUUCUGGCUACUCUUAUGAAGGGAAACAUGCAGAAUGAGUCUUCGCGAGUAGAACCCCAGGCUCCCUCCCAGCCAACCUGGAACGCAGGUCCACCUUCGAUGGACACUCAGGCGUACCUUCUCAACUUGCUACAUAGACCGAAGCCUGCGCAGAAUGAUCAACCGCCAUCUGUAAACGAAUCGUCCCAACCUCCGUCACUGACCCCCCAAUCAGCCAAUGGCUCUUCUGUCGACCACCUUAAGGAGUAUACCCCUAUCAAGCAGGGGUAUUCCGAUGCUGGCUCUCAUGAUACAACGCCAAUGCCUUUUAGAUUCGGAUCAAAGGAGCACGCCGAAUCCCCUACAACUAAAUUUGAAUAUCAUUCUCCGGCAUCCCAGUUUUCUCAGCUAUCUCAACACGAGGGUAGUCGCAAGUCUUCCAGAUUUGAUUAUAAUUCGUUUGAGGGGGUCGGUGCCCUUUCGCACCAGAACACUGCGUCCAAGUCUUCAACACCGAAUGCGCCGAUUCACGCCGGUCAGAUGCCAACCGAGCUUCCCGCGCCGACCGCUUUCAAGGCUGCUAAGAAGACCCCUAGUGUUGCUUCUUCUUCUGGAGCUGUUCAGGACCAUAAGAGACUUGGCAGUCAGCGAAGCCCAAUUACGAGCCCAGAACGUAUCAGGCGAAAGCUUGACACUUCUCCUCACUCUAUCACCGAACGGGAAGCUACCUAUCCUGGCUUCUCACCUACUGGGGAGAAAAAUACAGAGACUGUGUCGGAAGCAAUUACCGGCCUUGCUGAACAAGUGGACAAGGAAGCUCAAGAAGCAAUAGAGAGGGCUGAAACCGAAGAGGUACAAGCUAAGAUCGCCGCUGAAUUUCAACACAUGAUGAGGGCAAAAACUGAUGCUGAAUUUCAGGAUCUGGCCGAGGCAGCAGCAAAGGACAUCCAGAGAGAACUUAACAAGGAAGAGAAUUCCCAUGUGCUUGAGGAUGCAUACUCGCUAGGGGUUGCGCAAGCGAUUCGUGAUAUUGUCGAGGAUGCUGCUCACGGCCCGGUUGCCGACAGCUGGGAAAGCGCCGAAGCUGACGAGAUCGUCGUGAUUGAAGAGACUCCGAAUCCCGUAAAGGUCUACAAUUUCCCCAUGAAGCCAUGGAUUUCAAUCACGAUGCAGGAGACCGAAGAGACUCGUCCUCAAUUCCGCGACGAGGUCAUUCUUGAUAUUGCACGUCUAAAGAAGGAAUUUGACCAAAUCGAUCGGAACCUUGUCACUGCUACGGAAUCGUACAUGGUUUACGGCAUGUCCAAGGCUGGUGGGCUUCGUGUAAUACGACAGGAUGACGGUAAGGACGCUAAACUGUUCACUGACACGAAAGACCGGAUCUUCAAUGUAGCUAUGUCGUCUACUCCAUCUGAUCUCCACUUCGCGCCAAAGGAGUCUAUUAUUGGCACUGGCAUUAGUGGAACCGUAUAUUACAUUGAAAUAAAAAACGGCGAAAAGGACCAUUUAGAGGAUGCUCAUCCAGAACAGUACGGGUUUAUCCUCCCCCCGCUUGUCAUAUCUCAAGAGGGAGGUGGUGACAAUGGAGGUGUUCUGAAGACUAGGGCAAGGACCUCGUCUACUCACCCAGAAUUCUUCGCUGUCGGUCGUGGAAAGACGAUCAACGUCAUCUGGCCAUCGUAUAUCAUGACAAACGGUAUUUUCAAAUCUGGCCAUGAUCGCGUUGUUGAUACCGAGAAGCUCUAUAGAGAGUGCUCCCUCAGAAUCAGCACAGGCAAGGCGGGUAAGGACUUCACCUUUAGUCAAGACGAUACUACUAUUGUAUCCCUUGACAAGUCCGGCCGUGUCAAGUUCUGGGACGUGCGAGAUUUAACAACAGCCGAUGAGAAUUCCGACCCUUGGUCUCCCAUGCCUGCUCAUAUUUCCCUCGAGGUCAAGGAGCCACUUAUGACCCUGAAUACUACCCCUGAAGGCGAGAAGGCAUGGCCGACUUCUGUGUUACUGCUGGAUAAGCAACGGCCUUACCAGAAGGGAUGGGCACUGCGCUACAUGAUUGUGGGCAUGAAGCAAAACCAUACGCUUCAACUUUGGGACCUCGCCCUAGGCAAACCCGUGCAGGAAUUCAAUCUGCCUCAUGCCAAAGAGUCGGAUCCGGUAUGUAGCGUUAUGUAUCACCCUCCCUCAGGCAUGAUCGUAGUCGGCCAUCCGACACGUAACUCGAUCUAUUUCCUUCACCUGUCAGCACCAAAAUACACGAUCAAGGGUCUGUCUCAGGUUGACUACAUUCAGAAGUUGGUAGCAAAGGAUCCGUCAAUCCCAGAGCCCGAUUCGACCGCUGUUAUUAGUGGCAUACGCGAGUAUUCAUUUGCCAACAAAGGUGUGCUUCGCAGCCUCGACAUAUUAACCAAUCCUGCCACUUCUCCCGAUAACGAUGAGCAAAGUCUCUUUGAGCUAUAUGCGAUGCAUUCGAAGGGUGUCACUGGAAUUGUUGUAAAGCAGAGUGAACUCGGGUGGUCUAAGGAUAAUAAGGUUAUCGACGGUCUCGAUGCUGCCGAAGCCGGCCUGGUUAAGAUUACAAAGUUGAAAGAGUUACCCAGCGCUUUGGUCUCUGAGCCUCAGCCAACAGAAGAGCAUAGUAUCCCUCUUCGAAUUCGGCCUAUGAAAGAGACGCCCCCGCCACAAUAUUCAACAGUUUCUUCCGCGCAAGAUUUAUCUCAAAAGAGUAGUGAUAACCAGUCCCUCACUAGACAAUCCGAGCAGAAAGAGAGCGUGGCUCCAGUCACGCCUGCUAGCCAACUAGAAAAGAGCGAGAAGAAGGCUCGGAAGAAGCGAGACAAAGCUGCCGCUGUUGCUGAAAAGUUGGCUACAGAGAAUACACAACUAAACGGUAGCUCGCAGUCACGAACUGACUCGACUCCCUCGAAGCACUCAGAGAAGUCCACUAUGUCUUCACCCCAACCUCUUAUAUCGCAAGAAGCUAUUCAGUCAACCGUCAAACAGAUAGUAUCUGGCCUUGGCGACAAGCUGACUGGAGUUAUCAAUAGCGAGUUCAAAGAUCACCGGGAAAAUGUUGACAACGAAUUCCGGGCUCGCGACGACAAGUUUACCAAGAAUCAGCACCUCUUACUUGAGAAAGUGUCCAAUGUGCUGAACGCAAACGUUCAGGCUGUGCUUACUAAAACUAUCAGUGAUCAGUUUGAGAGCGAUGUGGUGCCUGUUUUAAGUACUCUGAUCACGAAGACAAUUUCGGAACAGAUUGAUGGUAAGAUGAUCGGUCGAGUUUCGCAUUCUAUUCAAAACCAGAUGCAAAAGCUUCUUCCGAAUGCUGUUAAUCAGUCUCUCCAAAAGCCCGAGUUAUCCAAAUCUAUUUCCGACAAGGUCGCCAGCAGUGUAGCGCUUGAUCUAGAGAACUUCCGCCAGUCAUUCGUGGCUACUAUCACUCCUCUCAUCAACGAUACAGCAGUGACAGCUUCUCGUUCGAUCGUGCAAGAAGUGCAAGAUCGAACUGCAGAGCAGAUAGCACAGCUCGAACAGCGACACAUUGCCGACAGUAAUAAGAUUGACCAGCUCACAGCACUGGUAACUAGUCUUUCUGACACGGUCACCGCCAUGGCCGCUACACAGGCGCAGUUUCAAGAUAGCCUUCUAAAAAUGCAGCAGCAGAACCCCCGUGAGCAUGGCUCUAACACACAGCACCAACCACCCCAGGCUCACUACGCCCAGUCUCUGCAGUCACAGUCAUUUUUGCAUGGAAGUCCGACGGCGAACACUUCUCUUCCGAUGGUACCGUUCGCAUCGAACAACUCUAGCGUUAGAGAGCCGCCGAAUGCUAGGGAUCCCGAGCUUCAACACAUGAUUGCCAACGUCGCAGCUCUCAUGGAAAGAGGUGAAUACGAGACUGGAUUGGUCCGAUGGAUUCAGCAAGGCCGCCAUCCAGAAGUCUUCAACGAAUACCUUGUCAAGCUGGAUCCUCAGUUUCUUCGAGAGUUGCCAGCUCUAGUUUCACUCUCUGUGGCAUCCGUCAUUGCCGAACAACUCGACGGCCCCCUCCUUCGGGAGAAAAUCAACUGGGUGGAAGCAGUCAUUCGUAUACUACAUGCAUCACUCCCACACAUAGUUAGUGACCAGCCUCAUUCCAAACAUAACAACUCUAAACAGAAUUCCAUACAGGACCCUCAGGUUCGCGAUGUAGUCCCGAAUCUCAUGCGCUCCUAUCUCGACCGAUUCGACAAGCUGUACAUUCAGAUCAGCAGCCGAUCCCCAUCAGAUCCCAUUCUAGGGCGACUCUCUACGAUGACUACUAUGGCAAGACAAGUCAGAGACUCUAUAGCCCUCCACCGGCUUGGUUAUUAGAAUAGAGGCCAAAUCUUCUGUUACAACCCCGCGGGGAUUGCAUAUUCAUGAGGGAUGGUAAACACGUUAAUUAACUUGGAAUUGGUCCGUCUAUGCCGUUUGUACGAGGAUUAUGAGCUUUUUGCUGAUUAUUUCUAGGUAGUUCGGCGGUUUCUAUUCUCACCCAUAUGGCAAUUCGAGUGUGUUCUCAUCGUUGAGUUACUAUCGGGUCACCACUUAGGGGUUUUUUUUAAUUCUCAAGUGCGGAUCAUUAGGCGUUCCGAGUCUUGGAGGGGAGUCCUUCGUAUGAAAGAUGCUUCACUUGAGUAUCAUGAUUGAUGAACGACAUCAACUAGUCAGACA